Messenger RNA from Xyrauchen texanus (razorback sucker), 5504 nucleotides. Its product is annotated as importin subunit alpha-7. Gene Ontology annotation, cellular component: nucleus; nucleoplasm; cytoplasm. The coding region runs from base 128 to 1738 and encodes 536 amino acids. The record is from RefSeq and is a predicted model, not a curated record. NCBI's taxonomy places the organism in Eukaryota, Metazoa, Chordata, Actinopteri, Cypriniformes, Catostomidae. Gene Ontology annotation, biological process: NLS-bearing protein import into nucleus. Gene Ontology annotation, molecular function: nuclear import signal receptor activity; protein binding. The transcript has 14 exons.
CUCGGCUCCCCAUAGAUCACCGACAUAUUGUUUGUGAGGAGCAAAUUCUGGAAGACAAGGAGAGUGUUGAGAUUACAGCUUUGCCAUUAUCAGUCAAAACGAAGCGUGUAUCUUUAAAGAAAGCACGAUGGAGCCCUCAGCGAGUCCUGCAAAGGAUAAUUUCAGGAUGAACCGCUACAAGAACAAAGCACUCAAUCUGGAGGAGAUGCGUCGUAGAAGAGAAGAGGAAGGCAUUCAGCUGAGGAAACAGAAGCGAGAGCAACAGCUGUUUAAGAGGAGAAAUGUGGAGCUAGGUGAAGAAGUUGGAAUGUUCGACAGUCUGCUCAUGGACUCCUACGUCACAUCCACCACAUCUUCAGAUGGAAUGAUCACAAGAGAUAUGGUUGAAAUGCUCUUCUCAGAAGAUCCUGAACUACAGCUGGUCACAACACAGAGUUUCAGAAAACUGCUCUCCAAAGAACCAAACCCACCUAUUGAUGAGGUGAUAAGCACACCAGGGAUUGUGAACAGAUUUGUCGAGUUCCUUCAAAAAAGUACCAAUUGCACAUUACAGUUUGAGGCUGCUUGGGCGCUGACCAACAUCGCAUCUGGAACAUCACAGCAGACGAAAUUUGUGAUUGAUGCUGGUGCUGUUCCCGUCUUCAUCGAGCUUCUCAACUCUGAUUUUGAAGAUGUAGAGGAGCAGGCUGUUUGGGCUUUGGGGAAUAUUGCGGGAGACAGUGCCGCGUGCAGAGAUUAUGUGCUAAACUGUAAUAUCCUUCCAUCUCUACUAUUGCUGCUGACCAAAUCAACACGUCUUACAAUGACCAGGAAUGCUGUGUGGGCCUUAUCCAACCUCUGCAGGGGCAAAAGUCCACCCCCAGAGUUUGAAAAGGUGUCUCCAUGCCUGCCUGUUCUGUCCCGUCUGUUGUUCAGCAGCGAUCCAGACCUGCUGGCUGAUGCCUGCUGGGCUCUGUCCUAUCUUUCGGAUGGACCCAAUGAGAAAAUCCAGGCAGUUAUUGAUUCUGGGGUCUGCAGGAGGCUGGUGGAACUGCUCAUGCAUUCAGAUUACAAGGUAACCUCUCCUGCUCUGCGUGCUGUUGGGAACAUUGUGACGGGAGAUGACAUUCAGACGCAGGUGGUGUUGAACUGCUCCGCUCUCCCCUGCCUCUUGCACCUGCUCAGCAACGCCAAGGAGUCCAUCAGGAAGGAGGCCUGCUGGACUAUCUCCAACAUCACAGCAGGAAACAGAGCCCAGAUUCAGGCGGUAAUAGAUGCAAACAUCUUCCCCAUCCUGAUAGAAAUCCUACAGAAAGCGGAGUUCCGCACCAGGAAGGAGGCAGCGUGGGCUAUCACUAAUGCCACAUCGGGUGGCACGCCUGAGCAGAUCAGGUAUCUGGUGAAUUUGGCCUGCAUUAAGCCUUUGUGUGAUCUGUUGACUGUGAUGGAUUCUAAGAUCGUGCUGGUGGCUCUGAACGGACUGGAGAACAUUCUCAGACUGGGCGAGCAGGAGGCCAAACAGAAUGGCAGUGGCAUCAACCCUUACUGCAGUCUUAUAGAGGAGGCCUAUGGUUUGGACAAGAUCGAGUUCCUACAGAGUCACGAAAAUCAGGAGAUAUACCAGAAAGCUUUUGACCUCAUUGAGCACUACUUUGGCGUAGAGGAGGAGGAUGCCAGUCUGGCCCCACAGGUGGAUGAGAACCAGCAGCAGUUCCUUUUCCCCCAUCAGGAGGCUCCCAUGGAGGGUUUCCAGCUAUAACCUGCCUUCAGACCCUUCCCGGCCACACCCUUUCAUUUACACCCUUCCCUGCACCUCAUACCGGUACCAAAACAUACGUCUGAAACACUCUGAGCACAACGAUUGACAUCUGGGCAAACCAAAUUAGCGACCGUGACACCGACAGAUUUAUUUAGACACUGAGGUGUGUUUCAGGCAGAGAAACCUUUCCACUGCCUCGUCACAAUCGAGAGAGGUUCAUGAGCUGGAUUUUUUUUUUAUUAAAUUUUUCUUUUCCCUCUUGGUUAUGCAGCUUAAUAACCUUCCCCCUCAGGUAGAAAUUAUGGCACUGUGUCAUUGUUUGGAGGAGGCAUGCUUUAGUUUUCCCCUUUCUCUGAACGAGGAGAGAAUUGUUUACUCAUCCAAUUGAAAUUGGCAACAACAAAAAAAAUCCUGGUCUUCAUACUUUUUUCUUUUGAUCCUGGGUUUGAUUUCAUUAAGUUUUGCAUUGUAGAAUUCCUUCAAUUUGUUAAUAUUUCUUGUCCUGGAAAUUAUACAAACCAAAAAAAUUUGAAAUGCCCAAGCAUUAUAGAUGAAACUCCAAAGUGGUAUCUGGUAUUUCCUUUCUAUAUAUAUUUAUAUAUUUUUUGUUUUGUUUAUUUAAGCAGUUUUCAUAGACUUUCUAUAGCCGUUUCAUUUCUUUUAUUAUUAGUAUUCAUUGACUAUCAUUUCAGACAAUGCUGGGUAUGCAAAUGAUAUAGUUUAGGCAGGGUUUAUUUGAUGUGGUGGAGGGUGAUAUUGAAGUAAUCCAGGUAUUGUAGUACAGGAUUAUCCUAAUAUAAGAAGUAAUUAAUGUAAAAGGGAUAGUUCAACUAAAAAGUGUUAUUCUGUCAUUUACUCACACUCAUCAACAUUAUUCCUAGAACUCAAAAAGAGAUGUCAUAGGACUUUGAUUUGAGGUGAGAGUGAGUAAAUGAUGACCGAAUUCUCAUUUCUGUAAGCUAAUGUGAUUAAUGGGGCCAAGAGAGCCCCUUAAAGAUGAUGCCCAGUUUCCUUUUAUUUUUAUUUUUUUUACCAUUCUGAGGUGAAUAUCUAGUUGUAGACCAUUUAGGGUGUGCAGUGUUAUGAAUAACUGUUCUUUUGAUAUGAAGGCUUUAAUUAUGAAAUGCAAUCUGGGUGAAAUAAGCACAUAUAGGGCUAGGGUGACGCACUUGAAGGUUGGUGUGUGGUCACACCCCGAGAGUCUUUAUUUUGUUUUUCUUUGUCAUUAGUUGGAACAUCACACUAUUGGGUGGUUCUGAUAGCGUUAAGGUGUUUGUUUUGUGUAGCCCUCAGAAUGUGCAUGUUUUAGUUUUGCAUGGUGUUCUACUGGUAUACCAACUAUAAUUUAUUGUAUCCCUUGCCAGAUCUUCUAAACGGCUCAUUGAACUCAUUUGCAAGUAUUCAUAAAGUUUGCGAGGAGUUUAAGAUUUUGUAGUUUUGCAGUUGCCGCAGGUAUGGCAAGGAAUACAAAUUUAAAUAAUGAAUACAAAUAUAUAUAUAUGAAGGUUACAUUUGCACACACAAACCAGCAUACACUUCAUAAAGACGUACACGUACAAAUUCAAGCAUAAAACCAAGGGGGAAAUGACUUCCAUAGUCUCCAAACAUCUCUAUCUUUUCAUUUUUAGACAUUUCAUGUUAUUCUAUUUUUUUGGCACUUUGAGUUAAUGCACUAAAAGCCUAAUUUAAAAUGGUAACCUGCGGAGAAAUAGACCUUUUCCAAACAAACAAGUCUUGAUUAAUUUCCCAAAGGAAACGUUUGAUGUAGGACUGAAUAACAGCUGUGAGUUUUAGACAGAGGGCAUGAAAAAGUUUGAAUAUUAAACUAUACCCCCAGCCUUUUAAGAAAUUUACUGUAGUUUCUGUCUUGGAUGAAAUAUAAACUGUGGGUAAACUUUUCAUGCCAUUAUGGAAGCAUUGUUACCUCUACCUCCAUAAUACACUGACUGGGUGCUUUUCCAAAUGAAUACUAGGGGUUAUUUGGUUUGGGAUGAGGCCUGUAUCUAUGAAAUCAUAGUUAGACAUUGACAGACAGAUGAUGUUUGUGGGGAAGGAAAGAGAUUAGUUGUUUGCUCCCAUCAUCUGAUCUUUAGAGGAGCGGCUUUCUGGUUUUGAUGCAGUUCUUUGUACUAUAUUUUGAUUAUUAUUAAAUUGGAUUAAAAUGAUUGUUCUUCGAUAAGAUGCCAAUCCAUGGUGAUUCAUAGUCAGACUGCAGCUUUCCAUACUUGUUUUGUUUGAUCACAACUUGGUUCUGAAAAUACCUCUCUACAUUGUUAUAAUAUCUGAUGUAUUUCACACAGGGGUUUUAAUAGGUUAAAACCCUGGUUCUGUGUAAUAAUAGAUUAUAUUUGCUGCAUUUACAGGAAAUCCAUCUCCGCACAAGGAUGGUGCAGUUCAGCUUUCCAUAUACAUCAGAUAAAUAGGAUGAAUAAGACUUGAGAUUGCAGGCAAAAAUAAAAUAGAAAAAAUGCUUAUCAAAUAUAUGGAAGGGUCUAUAAGACCACUGUGUGAGUUCAUAUCAAGUUGAUAAAAACAAAUAAAAAAAAUAACUAAAUGGAAAUGCACUCCUAUUCACAAAAGUGCCAAUCAGACCAACAAAGACAAAAGGCUGAUUUGUAUCAAUCUGUCUUUGAUUUUUGUUUGUUUUAUUUUUGUUUUUUUAUUUACUUGAAUGUGCACAUUUUGUGCAAAUAUUGCUGCUCUUUUCUUAUCUUUUAAAUUAGAGGUUACAUUGUCUGCCACAGUUUCAUUAGAAAUGAUUGGUCUGCUAUUUGUACGCCAAAUUGGUUAACUCAAGAUAAAUGCAUAAAAAUUAAAAUGCAUAAUUUAUUGUGCUGGACUGAUCCAUACUGUUAAACCAAUUCCAAUGCAAUGUUCAAAUACUGUUUCAGUGUGUAAUGUUUGCUUAGCUUGUGUUCCCUUUUGGAAAUAGUUCUACUGGCACAGAGGAACAUUGAAGGAGAAACUCCAUACAUUUGUUUUCCUUGCCCUUGUUGAAAUCUUUGUGUGUUAGCUGGCUAUGUAGACCCAACUGUGUUGUCCCAUGUCUGACUUCCCUUUGCGACUAAUCUUAACACAAGAUCAGUAGUUGGACAAAAAGCGUUUCUCAGUUCAGGCCUUCUUGGCCGACUAUUGUUCUCAUUUAAGGACAUUGCUUUAAGAAGCCAAAAGAUUUUUCAAAAACAAAUCUGAGUGUUCUACAAUCGACUUGUCUCUGUGAAUUACAUUUAAACAAGAAGUUCAAUGACUACAUUGUUACAUUCGCACAAUUUAAAGUUGCAGUCCUGACAUUGUUCUUUACUCAUUAAAAAUAACUUCUGAGAAGUGCAGAAAGCGAUACAAUAAGGCUGCAAGUAAUCAAAAUUGGGUCUUUAUGGUCUUCCGUCCUAGAUCUUGUAGAUGUUGAAAAUGAAAUCUUGAGACUUUUUGUCUCAUCCCAACCUGAAGCCAAUGCAUAAGACUUGGCUGUGUUAAUAAUGCUGACUCACCUAUGUUUACAAAGCUACAUGUUUAAGUACUUUUCAUACAUAAUAUUGAGACUUCCACAGGUGAAUCCUGGUUCUCUCAUUUCUUUCUAUUUAACUGUAUUUAUAUUUAAAUGCCCCCCCCCCCAACCCCCAAUUGCCCAUCUUAUACUGUGACUGACUUGACUCUACCGACCAUAUGAAUGAGCGACGGACACACAGACUGAACAUGUCACACAAACUUAUACAUUAACAAUUCUGAACAAAUGUUUAAGUAUUUUUGUCCAGAUACAAAUAAAAUU